This is a messenger RNA of Parathielavia appendiculata, 1242 nucleotides long. Its product is annotated as putative longevity assurance factor. The coding region runs from base 1 to 1242 and encodes 413 amino acids. Gene Ontology annotation, molecular function: sphingosine N-acyltransferase activity. Gene Ontology annotation, biological process: ceramide biosynthetic process. Gene Ontology annotation, cellular component: membrane. NCBI's taxonomy places the organism in Eukaryota, Fungi, Ascomycota, Sordariomycetes, Sordariales, Chaetomiaceae. The transcript has 2 exons. The record is from RefSeq and is a predicted model, not a curated record.
AUGUCGGCCGACCCGCUGCAGGCAACCGCUGAAAAUGGUGGCUCACGGCAUCGGCGCGCCAAAUUGCGCGCUCAGGAGUCGCCCCGGCUAUCCUCAUCAUCGCUCAAACCUGCUAGCACGAGACGCAGGAAAAUUACGCGUGGCUUCCCCGUCUGGCUCUUCUGGCGCACCUGGGCGCUCCCUCUGGUCUUGAUGCUGGCCUUCGUCUCGGCAUACGCCUUCAACCCUACCGAGUCCAAUCUCGCCUACCACUUCCUGUUCCUCUCCUACCGGCUCGAGAGCGGCCAGUACGGCAAGGGCCGCUGGGAUCUCGCCUUCGUCUGCUUCUACACCAUCUUCCUGUCCUUCAGCCGCGAGUUCCUCGUGCGGGAGGUGCUGCAACCGCUGGCGCGCCUCGGCGGGAUCAGGUCGCACGCGAAGCAGGCGCGGUUCACGGAGCAGAUGUACCAGGCGAGCUACAUCGCUUUCGUCGGCCCGCUCGGCGUAUACGCCAUGAAGCAGACGCCGGGGCUCUGGUACUUUGCGACGCGCGGCAUGUACGAGUCGUUUCCGAACCGAACCCACGACGCCGUCUUCAAGUUCUACUACCUGUUCCAGACUGCGUUUUGGAUCCAGCAGGCCAUCGUGAUGCUCCUCGGUCAGGAGAAGCCCCGCAAGGACUUCAAGGAGCUCAUCGUGCAUCACAUCAUCACCAUCGCCCUCAUCAGCCUCAGCUACCGGUUUCACUUCACGUAUAUCGGCCUCGCCGUCUACAUUACGCAUGACAUUAGCGAUUUCUUCCUGGCCGUGUCUAAAUCGCUCAACUAUCUGAACCACCCGAGCCAGGCUGCGUCGUUUGCGCUCUGCAUCGCGGUGUGGACGUACCUGCGACACUACAUCAACCUCCGGAUCCUGUACUCGGUCGCGACCGAGUUCGCCACCGUCGGACCCUACGAGCUCGACUGGGAGACGCAGCAGUACAAGUGCUGGAUCUCCCAGAUCAUCACCUUCGCGCUGCUGGCCGCGCUGCAGGCGCUCAACCUGUUCUGGCUGUACUGCCUGUGCCGCGUCGCCUACCGCUUCGUGUUCCUGGGCAUCGCCAAGGACGACCGGUCCGAGGCGGAGGAGUCCGAGGCCGAGGCCGAGGGCGUGGAACGCAGGAAGACCCUGAACCUGGAGUCGUCGAAAGCGGUUGAAGAGAAGGGUGAGGGCGAGGGCACGGAGGCUGCGCGAUCCGGGCGGCGGACCAAGCUCAGGGGAUAG